Messenger RNA from Geosmithia morbida, 537 nucleotides. RefSeq names its product Signal peptidase subunit. NCBI's taxonomy places the organism in Eukaryota, Fungi, Ascomycota, Sordariomycetes, Hypocreales, Bionectriaceae. The transcript is spliced from 3 exons. The coding region runs from base 1 to 537 and encodes 178 amino acids. The record is from RefSeq and is a predicted model, not a curated record. Gene Ontology annotation, cellular component: signal peptidase complex; membrane. Gene Ontology annotation, biological process: protein targeting to ER.
AUGUACAACUCCCUCACCCGCCUCCAGACCGUCUUUGGCUUCUUCACAACCUUCUCCCUCGACGCCGACCUCUCCUCCCUGUUCACAUGGAACACGAAGCAGCUCUUCGUCUACGUGACCGCCGAGUGGCCCGCCGCUGAUCCCGAAUCCCCCGCCGGCGCAACCAACGAGGCCGUCAUCUGGGACUCCAUCAUCACCAGCCCCAGCGCAGACCACCUGUCCAACCUCGGCCCAUACUCUCUCAAGAAGCUCAAGAAGAGUGCCGAGGGUAGGAGCAUCGCCCCGGAGAGAGGCCUUCUCCAUCUCAAGAAUCAGAAACCGAAAUACCAAAUCACCCACCCCUCCGGCAAGAUUGGCGACGUCAAAGACGUGGUCCUCAAGCUCCACUACAACGUCCAGCCGUGGUUCGGUUUCCUGUCGUGGAACUCCGAGGCCGACUACGGUCGCUGGAAGGCCUUUGACGGUGGCGUCAGCCAGGCCUUCAACCUGCCCCCCGUCAAGGUCAAGGACAGUGACAGUAAGAAGAAGUCGUCGUGA